CGGUUCACCAGCGGACUUCCGGAGCCACGACGACAGAGCGGAGUGACAGUUGAUUUAUCCAAAAGGACAGCUCACUUAGUUGUGACGUUUCUUUUUCUCACGACGGGCGGGAUAUCCGCAGUAGUAAACUAGCUAAUAACAUGGCGAAGACUUACGAUUACUUGUUUAAACUACUUUUAAUCGGCGAUUCAGGCGUCGGAAAGACCUGUGUGCUAUUCAGAUUUUCAGAAGAUGCCUUCAACUCUACGUUUAUCUCUACUAUAGGUAUUGAUUUCAAGAUCAGAACAAUAGAAUUAGAUGGCAAGAAGAUCAAGCUACAGAUAUGGGAUACAGCAGGACAAGAGCGGUUCAGGACCAUCACGACAGCCUACUACAGAGGAGCCAUGGGCAUCAUGUUAGUGUAUGACAUAACCAAUGAGAAGUCCUUUGAAAACAUCAAGAACUGGAUACGGAAUAUCGAAGAGCAUGCUUCAGCCGAUGUGGAGAGGAUGGUCCUUGGGAACAAAUGCGACGUCAACGAUAAGCGACAGGUGUCCAAAGACCGAGGGGAGAAGCUGGCGCUCGAGUACGGUAUCAAGUUCAUGGAGACGAGCGCAAAAGCGAACAUCAACGUGGAGAAUGCCUUCUUAACCCUCGCCAGAGACAUCAAAGCGAAAAUGGACAAGAAGCUGGAGGGCAACAACCCGCAGGGCAGCAGUCAGGGAGUGAAGAUCACAGAACAGCCGAAGAAGAACAGCUUCUUCCGCUGCUCGCUGCUGUGAGGAGACGAGAGUCGGCAUCCACCAUCGCCUUAACGGAGUCCCACUGGACACAACUGGACAGAGCACACUCACCUCUUACCUUCCUUCACUUCGUCUUCCUCUCUUCUCUCCAUAUUAGGAAAAACAAAAGUGUAUCGCUCCCUUCCUUGACAACUGUGAAUCUAACUCCUGUGGCCUCCACUAGUAAAUCUGUGUCUCUUUUUGUACGGUUGCUAAUUAGAUUCAUACGUCUUGAGGUUUUAUUGCCUUUUUUUUAAAGACUUCUUGUGAGACGAUCAAACCACUUUACUGCUCAUGAUAAUGUCUCCUCCUCUCUCUUUGAAGUCUUAUUUAUUCGAUCCUUAUCACUUAAAGUAGCCCAGAUUAUACCUCCAGAAAAGACUUACUCUUCCAAAUGGGCUUCCUAAUUCUGAAUAUAAUCAUCUGUCAAAUAUAUAUAUAUAGUUAUCCAAGGUGAUGAGAGUCCACAUUGUGGGUGGGUGGGUGGUCUCUUUGGUAUAUCCACAUUAGGUAAACAUGUAAAUAUAUAUCAUUGAUUAUGAAAUCAGUCGUGCCAUCACAUCAUCUACUUGGAUUACCUUUUUCUACUUUCCGUUGAAUUUUCAUUGGCCGAUACAUUCCUCCUGUGAACACUUUAAUGUGCAAUGUGUGUGUGUGUGUGUGUGUGUGUGCCCAGAUUAAGCCUUUCUCCAAGUAUUCAUGUGGUUGCAGUAAGACCAGCUUGUUUUAAGGGCUCGCAGAUUCCUUUUUGUUUAUUGCCUCAUCAUUUUAGGUAUUCUAGGAGAUAGGAGGUAGAUCAUUUGAUGCACUUCAACUGACAAAGCAAUACCUAACUCUGACAGCAGGAGGCGACACAGUUUCACAGGAGUCUCAGCGAUGAUUACAUCUUUGUUUUAUGCAUUUAUACUUCCUGUUCUGGGGGCGGCGUGCACUCAAACUGUUCUCUGGGCUCUGUAGCAGUAUUUAUGGAGUGAAACAAAACACAGCACCAAAAUGACAAAGUGCCCUUUUAUGUUCUUAUUGAUUAUUAUGCACUUUUUCCUUUUUGUUCUUUCUGUAAAAAAAAGAAGUUCUUAACGUGUUUGCUGCAUAUCUUAAAGAGGCCCUAUUGUGCUUUUCGGGGCUUCCCGUUUCCUGUAGUGUGUCAUAUAGGCUUUUGUGCAUGAAAAUGGUCUGCAAAUCACAAAGUUCCCCCCAGAGGAAGUUGCUCUCCCACAUUGGACUCCUUUGUUUACUUCCUGAACACAGUGACGUCACUAUGUAACACUUGUGCUUCAAUUGGCUAGUGCUCCGACACAUUGUAUAUGAUUGGCUAAGGGGCGGGACAUCUCUAGUCAGCUAACCAAUCAGAGCAGACUGGGCUCUGGUUUCAGACAGAGGGUGAAAAGAGGUGGUAUGAGAAGAAUAUGGCCCCUUUAACUGAAAAGCGAAACAUAUUCAUGCACACUGUCUGGGAUUCCCUAAAAACAUCUGAGCACUGAAACCUACUUAUUAGAGAGUAAUGAAAAUACACCGAAGGCCUUUAAUUUAGACAUGUUUUUUUCUCUUAUUACAACAAAUGUAUGAAUUGUUAUUUCACUUUUCCCAGCUUUUUAUGCAUUUCCACACCCAUUGAUGCUCUAGGAAGCUUCCACGACUCACCCCUCUUUUCUUACUCUCCUAUUCCCUCCCCCUUCCUCCUUUAUCCAGAUUUCAGACAUCUUGUUUUGGCCCGGUCUCACGGCCGUGUGAACUAUGCAUUCUGGGUGCGUAGACAACAUCAAAAAAGCGUUGCACAUUUGACUCGAGCUUUAUUUGAGAUUGGACCCUUUGCUCUUUUACUUUCUGCCGUAACUUUGCUCGUUUUGAGCUUUUCAGAAGAAGGAUUAGGAAAUUAUUUGAAAGCUGACCUAAAAAUCACGUCUGACAUUUUACAGUUUGAGCAAGUUAAGUUGUUGAACUGAUGUUGUAGGUGGAUUUCAGUCGUUGCUGUUAACAUGGUUUUGGCAAAAUGUCUGGCUCUCGCAGAUGAAGUCGAUUUGAUGAAGUUGCAGGUUUCUGCUUUAUUCUGUGAAAUGUAUUUGAGUCAUUUGUUAUUUUCGCCAAGUAUACAUUUGCCACUUCUAUGUUAGCAUAUCUUCAGCAUUCCCCGACGUAAUUUGGAUUUAAUCUCUGAUUAUUGAUGGUUUCCAUGGGGAACAAAUGUAAUAAUUCAGCAGUUGUAAAUAAGAUCUACAAUGGUUGUACUGAAGGUUCAUAAGUCUUAUUGAUCUACACAUUUUGUAGAUAUGUGUUUUGAUGAUUUAUUAAAAAUGAGAUUCUUAAAAAAAA
Gymnodraco acuticeps is the source of this 3071-nucleotide messenger RNA. Its product is annotated as ras-related protein Rab-8A. NCBI's taxonomy places the organism in Eukaryota, Metazoa, Chordata, Actinopteri, Perciformes, Bathydraconidae. The record is from RefSeq and is a predicted model, not a curated record. Gene Ontology annotation, molecular function: GTPase activity; GTP binding. Bases 141 to 761 code for a protein of 206 amino acids. The transcript has 8 exons. Gene Ontology annotation, biological process: neurotransmitter receptor transport to postsynaptic membrane; protein localization to plasma membrane; protein secretion. Gene Ontology annotation, cellular component: endosome; synaptic vesicle; dendritic spine.